Molecule: messenger RNA, 1651 nt
Organism: Entelurus aequoreus (snake pipefish)
Lineage: Eukaryota; Metazoa; Chordata; Actinopteri; Syngnathiformes; Syngnathidae
Exons: 5
Coding region: 222-1460 (412 amino acids)
Source: RefSeq, a predicted model, not a curated record
AUGAGAGGAAAAGUGGCAAAGAAGCAAGCUGGCAGCAUCCUAAGUGGACAGAAGGGUAAUGCUUUUAAACAUUUACAAAGGUUCUGCUUCCAAAUAGUCUCAUUGUAAAGUUUAGUGUCGACGACAAGCUCGAGAUCCGUGAGUUAAAUGUGACUUCAGCGAGCACGACGCUGUAUGCUAGUGCUAGCUGCUAGCCGCCAAGACAACAAAGACUGACGAGGAUGACUUUAGCGCCAAACAGCAGCGUGCACGCGCACCUGCGCGAUGACGAGGUGCAGGUGGUGGAGAACGCCAUCCGACUGGCGGUGGACUCCAUCUUAAACGUGCUGUACGGCGUCAACAGCGGCCGCAGCCGCGAGUACCAGAGGAUGGUGGCCGACAGGGACAAAGAGAUCCAGCGGCUGGAGGACCGGAUGCGCGCCAUGGAGGCCGACGUGCACGCGCGGCGCCGCUGCUGCAACGGCUGCGCGUGUGCGAUGGCCUCCGGGAGCGCGCGUGACCAGGUGACCUCGCCGCGCUCAGGUGAGCUGCAGGCCGGGGAGGAGAGAGCCGAUGGCGGGGACACGGAGCCGGAAGUUGGGCAGCAGGAACUAAGUUUCUCUUUGGGACUGUUUGCCAGCCCCUCCGUCAGGCAGGAGGCACCAGCAGCUCUCCCCUUACCUCCCAUCAGCCGAGCAGGUCCACACCCAGACUCGGCAGACCCCUCGGGCACGUUUGAAGCCUCCGGGAAGUCCCCCUCGCCUUCUUCCAGCGGCCUCGCCGUCAAAGAGGAGCCAUGCGACAUCGACGCCGUGCUCAUCAAGUGGGAAAUGAGCGAGGAGAGAUUUAGGGAGCAGCAGGAGCGAGAUGGAGGUCUUUGUUGGGACGAAGAACAACUGGAGGACAUGGAGGGCAUGAACUACGGGGAUGCAGAUGCAGUCGCUCAGCGGAUGACAGAAGCACAGCAGCUGAGUGACAUCAACGUUUUUGGACGUGUGCAAUUCUGUCAUCCGGUGGCUACCAAUCUGGGGGAAGAAAUGAGGAGCAGGAAGAAGCGAGUGUCCAUGGCGGAUCUACCCGAGGAGGCCCAGAGGCUGAAGAGGGCGGCGUGGCGAGCGGCCUCCAGGCGAUACUACGCCCGCAAGGUGGCCCGCCAGCAGUCGGCCCUGGCCCGCCCGGGGCCCUUCCACCACCAGAUGGAGCCUCACUACUCCGCCUCCCCGCCCAACCUGCAUUGUCUCGCUUUCGGGAGCAAAAGGAAGCGAGCGCCCAUUUCCAUGCUACCUCAGGAGUCGCAGGCCCAGCAGAGGGAGGCGUGGCGAGCGUCCUCCAGGCGCUACUACCACUCACGCAAAACGGCCCUGCACCAGACGGCGCCCUCGCACUACCCUCUCCAGAACACGGAGCCCUCGGGAGACGCACACGACGGCGGGGACUUGUACGCCGACACCGAAGGACUGGGGGGGAUUCUGUGUAGUUGAUUUUGUACAUUAAGACUUAUUUAUUGGUGAUGUUUCCUCCUCACUUGCACUAACAAGGAGCCUUGCUUCUCCUUCGUUUCCUUACUCGCACUACAGCGCCCCUAGCGUCCAGCAGCCGCAUUACAGCCUUCUGAGCUCGUCUUUCUUUUGGUCCUGCUAUAAAUGGCGUUGAAAUAAAACAAGCACAUACA